Molecule: messenger RNA, 732 nt
Organism: Penicillium egyptiacum
Lineage: Eukaryota; Fungi; Ascomycota; Eurotiomycetes; Eurotiales; Aspergillaceae
Source: the annotation of a GenBank genome assembly
AUGACUACAGCCGAUGUUCGCCCAACCAUCCUUGUCAUCCACGGGGCAUGGCAUCACCCGGACUUCUAUGCAACCUUCUGCAAGGCAUUUGAAGACUUGGGCUAUGAGACAAUUUGUCCUCGUCUUCCGACCUGCAACGAUGAUAUACCUCCGACAAAGAAAUUGGCAGAUGACGUGUCACUCAUCCGACAGACCGCACAAUCGCUCCUCGACAGCGGAAAGGCCAUCAUUGCGGUGAUGCACUCCUACGGAGGAGUCGUCGGCACAGAUGCCUUGCACGGACUGGCAAUCAAGCAACUGAUCUACAUGACAGCCUUUGUGCCUUCGACUGGGAACAGCCUAGCUGGCAUGUUUGGGGGGCACCUCCCUCCUUUUAUCACAGUUGAUGAGGAGAGAGAUCUACUAACUGUUCCUGAUCCGGUGACUUGGUUUUUCAAUGACCUUCCUCCUGCGCAUGCCGCUGCCUGGGCAAACAAGCUCGUAGUUCAUCCGAAAUCUGCUCAAUUCGACCCGGUCACGCAUGAGGCAUACCGGACCAUUCCCACUGCAUAUAUUUUGUGCGACAAAGAUGAGGGUCUUAUCCCAAAGGUACAAGAAAUGAUGAUCGAUAACGUGCGGAAGGCAGGAGUCAAUGUCCACGUGGAGAGACUCCCAGCAAGUCACAGUCCUUUCUUGAGCAUGCCUGAACAGACUGCCAAGUUGGUGCUAAAGAUCGCUAAAAAGGGACUUUGA